AUGGCCGACAACUCAGACCCGGAAGACUCGGCCGCCAGGCUACUGAAGCUUUCCGUGCUGACACCCAAGCCUUACGAUGGCCAGAGCUCCCCUCCAGUGGCCACUGCCCACGGGCCUUUGAGCAGCGACGUUCACGCCAGAAUACUUGCUUUCCAGCAGAAGAGGGCCUCCCAGACUCUCAAGGAGUCUCCCAAGGAGGGCCCCCUUGCCCCUUUACCUUACACCAAAACUGCCUCCGAGAACCUGGUCCCCAAACUGACCCUUGUCCCUUCUCCGUCCAUCGAGCUGCCGCCGCACGACAUCCCCAAGGGCCAAAUGCUGCCCUCCCAGAAGCCCUCGUUCGACUUGGCGAAAAAACCAUCCCUCUCGCAAAGACGCGGUAUGAAGCUCAACAUGAAAAACAUGGGCUCCUCCACCCCUGAACCGAACCACCCUCCCCAUCCUCCUCAUUUAAACUCCACGGGCGAGCUUGCGAGACGCCUUUCCGAACGAAAGAAGCGGCCCGACUUCAAGCUCAAUCUCAACGACCACCCGACGUCAGACGUCAGCUCCAUUGAGUCGAAUCAGCCCGCUCCCCAAGAACUCAAGGGCCUUUUCGCUAACUACUCCAAGUACGUCGACAUCAAGCUGGGCUCCCUUAACUUUGCAGGAAAGGCUUCCUUGCAUUCUGAUGGCAUCGAUUUCUCCUCCGGCCUGUCCUUCCACAUUUCUCUUGACGAAUUGCAGUUUCUUGAGGAACUUGGCCGUGGUAACUACGGUGUAGUUUCAAAAGUGCUCCAUAAACCUACCGGUGUUCUUAUGGCCAUGAAGGAGGUGCGUCUCGAAUUAGAAGAAAACAAAUUUACCCAAAUUCUUAUGGAGCUCGAAGUGCUUCAUAAAUGUGACUCUCCUUAUAUUGUUGACUUCUACGGCGCAUUUUUUGUUGAAGGUGCUGUCUACAUGUGCAUGGAGUUUAUGGACGGUGGAUCUCUUGAUAAGUGUUAUGGCGAUGGUGUCCGUGACGAAGCAUGUCUCGCUUAUAUCACUGAGUGUGUUAUCCGUGGCCUCAAAGAACUCAAGGAUAAGCAUAACAUCAUUCACAGAGACGUCAAACCAACUAACAUCUUGGUAAACUCGCUUGGCAAGGUCAAACUUUGUGAUUUUGGUGUCUCCGGUAACUUGGUGGCCUCUUUGGCAAAGACGAACAUCGGAUGUCAAUCAUAUAUGGCCCCAGAGCGUAUCAAAACUAUGAAUCCUGAUGACGCAACUUACUCCGUGCAAUCAGAUAUUUGGUCGUUGGGUCUCACGAUCUUGGAGAUUGCCGCAGGUAGUUAUCCUUACCCACCAGAAACUUUCGAUAACAUCUUCUCCCAGUUGAGUGCUAUCGUUGAUGGUGAGCCUCCCAAGCUUGACAGCAAUCUUUUUUCCAAAGAAGCACAGAUAUUUGUGAAGUCCUGUCUUAACAAGAACCCUGAUCUUCGCCCGCAAUACGAUGUUCUUCUCGAAUCUCCUUGGCUCACCAAUAAUAGAGGAGUUGACCCACACAUGGACCGGGUUGUUCAGGAGAAUUUGAAGGCACGCAAAGAAGCCAAGGCAGAGCAAUCCAAGAAACCCGGUGCAACGCUGUCAAGGCCAGGCGCUAAUGUUGCCAAUGCAGGCGCUGCUCUGAUGAUGGGCAGGGAGAACGUUUCUUCCUUGCUUAAAAACAAGGUCAAUGCACCUGCGCUCCAUAGAGGCGGAUUGCCAACGCAGCGGUUCAGGCGAUAA
Molecule: messenger RNA, 1746 nt
Organism: Candidozyma duobushaemuli
Lineage: Eukaryota; Fungi; Ascomycota; Pichiomycetes; Serinales; Metschnikowiaceae
Gene: PBS2
Product: mitogen-activated protein kinase kinase
Exons: 3
Coding region: 1-1746 (581 amino acids)
Biological process (GO): protein phosphorylation; cellular hyperosmotic response; MAPK cascade
Molecular function (GO): MAP kinase kinase activity; ATP binding
Source: RefSeq, a predicted model, not a curated record